Molecule: messenger RNA, 462 nt
Organism: Morchella sextelata
Lineage: Eukaryota; Fungi; Ascomycota; Pezizomycetes; Pezizales; Morchellaceae
Exons: 3
Coding region: 1-462 (153 amino acids)
Source: RefSeq, a predicted model, not a curated record
AUGUCACCAAGUCGCAUGCUCCUCCCCUCUACCAGUCUGAAGCGUUUUCCUAUCCGACCACAAAGUUCACGACUUCCAAAUAUUCAUCAUCCGACAACCCGAAAUCACUCAAGUAUGAAAGAUAAGGCGACAGUCAUUGAUGAGUUUAAUGGGCUUGUCAACAUGUCAUCUGGCGAGUUAUCGGAAUGGUUGAAGGAAGAUGCUUCCAUCUCCUCUGGAUGGACCAAAGAUGGUACCGGGGAAACAGUUGGGCAUCAGAGUGGCCGUCAUAUAGUUGAUAUCCUCGAAAACAAUCCUGACAUGGUCCCGGAGAAAUACAGAGAUGGGGACAUAGACCACAUGCGCAAAGUCGUAUCGUAUUGUAAGCGGCAUCUAGCUCAAGAGGAACAGGCAAAGAAGAAUACGAACAGUAAGAGUUAUAAGUCGCUGAAGAAUUGGGGACACGAUGCAUUGAAGGAAUGA